This is a messenger RNA of Dendroctonus ponderosae (mountain pine beetle), 1638 nucleotides long. RefSeq names its product gustatory receptor for sugar taste 64e. Gene Ontology annotation, molecular function: taste receptor activity. The transcript is spliced from 8 exons. NCBI's taxonomy places the organism in Eukaryota, Metazoa, Arthropoda, Insecta, Coleoptera, Curculionidae. Gene Ontology annotation, biological process: sensory perception of chemical stimulus; detection of chemical stimulus involved in sensory perception of taste. The record is from RefSeq and is a predicted model, not a curated record. The coding region runs from base 382 to 1638 and encodes 418 amino acids. Gene Ontology annotation, cellular component: membrane.
UGACAAUGUUUUGAUAGCCGAAGAACGCUUGGAUUUUUCCAAAUGAAUACUUUAUAUGGCUACCAUGUUUGCUUUGGCUGGGAAGUGGAUAAUUGAUAUUUAAUAUCUCUGUUUGUCGGUUGGGGGCAUUUGACAAAUAUUUUACAAUUCACUAACUUUUCCAGCCGUGCCCGCCCCCAAUGUUGAUACUUGUCCAAUAUCCGAUAAAUCGCGCAAUUAUGAUUGAUAAUAAUAAUCAGGCGUGUCGGUAAACAUUCCAUUCUGCUCAAAUCUGUUUACCCUAUAUAAUUGACAGGCGCUAAUGUUUUCUCCAUCAUCAACGAAAAAUUAUAGUGCUCAACCCCCGAUCGAAGCGCGUAGAUUGAGCGUCGCAAAGCCCAAAUGUUCCUGCUGAAACACAAGCGCAUCAAGCCAGCAAAAGUUUUUCUGCCCCCUGCAUUGAAACCGUCCUCAAAACCCCCAAAGUCUAUCCUAUGCUCUUUCAGAUUGUUCAUGCGUAUCUCCCAUAUUGUUGGCAUGCUGCCGCAGGAGAACUUCAGCAAAAGCCCUGAAGACCUCAAGUUCAAGUGGUUGAGCUGGAGGGCGAUUUACUCCUUGCUGAUCAUCAGUGCUCUUCUUCUGGCUGUGACUUGUUGCUUCAUGCACUGGGUUCUGCACGGGAGCAGCAUAUCGGGAGUUGCUACCGCAGUCUUUUACGGGGGAUCGCUCAUCACUGUGCUGCUGUUCUUCUAUCUGGCGCUCUCGUGGUCCAAGUUGCUCAAGUCUUGGCAUGCUAUUGAUCGGACGAUGGCCGCAACUUACGGAUAUCCGGAGAAGUUGGACAAGCAAAUCCGAGUGCUGACUGCGGUUUUCUUAACUUUGGCCAUCGUUGAUUAUCUUUUGAGCGUCGCCAAUAAAUACGAGCAUCUAAACUACGCUAGUGGCUACCAAUUGACGACUUUUGCCUAUUUCAACGAUACAUUUCCCCAGCUCUUCGCCUAUAUCCCGUUCUCUAUUGGUACCGGGAUUUUUUGCACUGCGAUAACCGUACAUUCGAACCUCACUUGGGCUUUGAACGAUUUAUUCAUCAUCAUUGCCAGCAGCGCUUUGGCCAUGAGGUUCAGGCAAAUUAGCCAGAAGUUGAUUAAGGAACGCGAUGAUUUCAAGCUUUUCCAGCACGCCCAGUUAAGCUUCUGGAGGCAAAUCCGUGAAGACUACGACCGCUUGACCCGAUUCUGCAAAGAGCUGGACUGCUACAUCUCCGUGAUCGUGCUGCUUUCCUACUUCAUGAACAUCUUUUCCUUGCUCAUUCAGCUCUACCGCAGUUUAGAGUUUAUUUCUUUACCAAUUCGCAAAGUCUACCUGAUAUUCUCCUUCGGGUAUCUGAUCUUCAAAACCACCAUGGUCUCACUUUACGCCGCCUGGAUCAAUGACGAAAGCAAAGCGUUUACUCAUAUUCUGAACUCAGUGGAUUCCACAUUGUAUAACACUGAGAUCAGAAGACUGUUGACGCAAAUCAGUUUCGAUAAAACCGCCUUGACUGGAUGCAAGAUGUUUGCGGUUAAAAGAGGCACCAUUCUAAGUGUGGCCAGUGCGAUUGUUACGUAUGAGCUGGUCCUGAUCCAGUUCAGCCAAGCCAACUUGUACGACACUUAUUAA